GCAUUUGUACACCUGUAUUAGUAUCUCGAUUUAUAAUAACCCGCGCGAGGGAAUGUAUCUUAGGGAAUGUAUCUUAUCUCUGCGCAGGCAGCUCAGACAGAAGCUUGACUGUUCAAUCGUGAUACCCUUUUCUUCCUCGGGAGGCAUAUGUAUUUGGUAUCGCCGUUUCUUCCAGUAAGCACCAAUGCAUGCAUGCACCCGCCUCCCUGCGCUCUCAAAUAGAUGGUGCAAGUAAAGAUGUCCAAAUCUUCCGCAGACCCUCUGUCUGGUGUAGAAAGCGCUGCUCAGUCGCACUAUUUUCAGCUACCACGAAAGUUGCCGAAGCGCAAGGGUCGUUUUAAACGCUCGGAUGGCAGCACCUCGUCUGACACCACCUCCAGCUUCAUCAAACGACAGGGUUCAGCCGAUUCGUACACGAGCAGACCUUCGGAUUCCGACCUGUCAGCGGAGGAGGACCGCGAGGCGUAUCGGCGUGAAGCCGAACGCCAGGCCCAGCUGCAGCUCGAGAGAGCCAAGUCCAAACCUGUAGCAUUCGCAGUGAAGACGAAUGUGAAUUAUUGCGGGGCUCUAGAUGAGGACUGUCCUGUUCAGGGGGCUGCCAUAAACUUUGAAGCCAAAGACUUUCUGCACAUUAAAGAGAAGUAUAAUAAUGACUGGUGGAUUGGAAGGCUGGUGAAAGAGGGGGCAGACAUCAGCUUCAUUCCCAGCCCCCUCCGACUGGAGGCCAUGAGACUCAAACAGGAGCAAAAACAACAGAGGAAAAGUGGUAACUCCUCCUCAAGCCUGGGCGACAUGGUCUCAGGAGGUUGGAGAUCCACGCCGCCAUCUGCAGGUGAGACCAAACAGAAGCUAAAGCAGACUGAACACAUUCCUCCAUAUGAUGUGGUGCCGUCCAUGAGGCCUGUGGUUCUGGUUGGACCUUCACUGAAGGGCUAUGAGGUGACAGAUAUGAUGCAGAAAGCCCUGUUUGACUUUCUCAAACAUCGCUUUGAUGGACGGAUUUCUAUAACCCGGGUGACCGCUGACCUUUCUUUGGCCAAGAGAUCGGUUCUCAACAAGAGACCCAUCAUGGAGAGGUCUAACACACGAACUAGUUUGGCGGAAGUGCAAAGUGAGAUCGAGAGAAUAUUUGAGCUGGCCAAAACUCUUCAGUUGGUGGUUCUAGAUGCAGACACCAUUAACCAUCCAGCGCAACUAGCUAAAACCUCGUUAGCUCCUAUUAUUGUGUACGUCAAGGUCACCUCUCCAAAGGUCCUACAGCGAUUGAUAAAGUCGAGGGGUAAAUCACAAAGCAAACACCUCAAUGUUCAGAUGAUGGCAGCAGAUAAACUGACUCAGUGUCCUCCUGAGAUGUUUGAUGUCAUUUUGGAUGAGAACCAGUUAGAGGACGCCUGUGAGCACCUCACUGAAUAUCUGGAGGUCUACUGGCGUGCCACUCAUCUGCCUGGCACCACCCCUCUCAACCCUCUAUUGGAGCAAAAUCUGAUGACCCCACCCUCAGCAGUCUCCAGUCUACAGAACCAGCAGCUGUCGCCUGCCGGGGGUGGAGGGGGAGUGGAGGAGGAGGAGCAGGGGGAACAGGACAGCCUCAUGCCCUCCGACGAAGCCAGUGACUCUCGCUCCCUCCGUCAAGGCGGCUCUAGCUCCCUGCACCCCCAGGAAGAAGAGGAAGAAGAGGAGGAGGAGGAGGAAGAGGAGGAGGAAGAAGAGGAGGAAGAUGAUUACGAACCCCACCACCACCCUCACCCGUACCGGGAUGUGUAUCCGCCCAACCGUAAUCACCCUGGUGGAAUCCACAGCGCUAACGGACACGAGUCACAGGACCGGCUCCUGCAGCAGCGAGACUCGCAGGACGGACACAACCAACGAAACAACCACCAGCGCACGAGAGCCUGGCCAAGAGACAACUACUGACCGCCUGUCUGCAGGAGUCUGGAUGGGAGGGUUGGGUUGUGAAUUGGGGCGAGGGGUGAUGGGAAUUGGUGAGGAACAGGAAACGCACAGUGUGUGUGUAUGUAUGCGUGUGAAUGCGUGUUUGUGGAUGAAGCUGCCCAUGGUUGAUGAAAAGAUCCUGUUGUUUUCUAAGCUUAUGUAGUUGUUAUUGUUUGAGGCAUUGUACUACAUUUGCUUUUAAAAGACAGGGCAGCUUUUCUCCUUUAAGAUCACAUGCAUGUUCAUAGCGAAACAACAUUUGAGCUUCCUAUGAAACCCUACCCAAGUCAAUUUUAUUUUUAUUAUAAACUUUAUUAUUUUGCAUAUCAUACGCUCUCCCUGAUCUAAUGAGCACAGAAGGCAUUAUGGGAAAAGCACUUUUAUAGCAUGGGGUGUGAGUCACAAUGAAAGAUAUUGUAGCAUUUUGUUGCAUCUUUAAUGGCUUCUCUUUUGCUAGCGCUAGUAUUACUCACGAUUUUUUGGUUCAAGCCUUCAGUCAUGGUGUUGCCUGAUUGGAGCCCGUAUGCACUUGUCUUAUUAUGAGUUGUUUAUUGGUCCUCCUCUGGACAUCAUUCAGGCAACUGACAUGAAUAGGCAUUUUCACAGUCACGUUCACAGAUGUAGCAAACAUUGCCAUUUGCAAAGCACCAUGUAAAUGCAGUGUAUGUAGGAAAGGAAUUCAGGUUUAUGCUCUGCUGUCGUAGAGUGAAAUAUUAUUUGGACUAUAGUCUUGGUUUGCACAUGAGGUGAAUUUCAACUCCAGAAUGAAGAGAAGCAGUCGAUCUUCCUACAUUUCCGUACUACUGCAUACAGAAAGAACCUAAUUAGGUCAGUGUCACUGGUUUCUUUUUCUGGGAAAUGAGAAGGACUGAAAACUGAAGUUAUUUUAUCAUCCAACAGUGGAUUAGUACCCAUAUAUUGGAUUUUUAUAUAAGUAGAUGAACCUCAGAUUUGAUGUCCGUUUUGGGAUAGUCAUGUUGUUCCUCUGUGACUUGAUUGAGUUGAAAGUUGGUCUAGGUUCAUAUAUUAUACACAUUUGCAAGUAAUUUAUUUGUUGACUUUAUCAAAGAUAACAGCCAAUUGCCUUAAGGCAUCUUGGUCUGUUUUUGAACUUGCAUGCACAUUAGCUAGACUAACCUGAUAUUUAUAGCUAAAGAAGCUAAAUUUAGAUUUUUGUAUCAUUGUUUCUGGGUGAUUUGAACAUUUUUUGAAUGGUUGGCAAACAGUUUUGGCGAACUCUCUAUUUAAGUAGAUAGGAGUUGAACUUGCAUGAUUGGAAACUAGCAUUACCAAAAUGGCCACUGAAUAAACUGCCUCAGAAGGAAUUUGUCUUUACCAAGAAGAAUGUGUCUCUAACAAGUGAGGGAUCUUCCUCUGCCCUCCAUUUCUCGCCACUCUUUCCUCUCCGAGGCUCUGGGCGUCUAAGGGGGCGGUUACCGUGGCCUACUUUAAAACAGAGCGUCACAUCUUUCUUUGGCGACACGUUGACUGCUAGCUAGUUUAAUUACCUUAAAGGGUUAGUUCACC
This is a messenger RNA of Sinocyclocheilus grahami, 3459 nucleotides long. It is a transcript of the gene cacnb3a, whose product is annotated as calcium channel, voltage-dependent, beta 3a. The coding region runs from base 223 to 1914 and encodes 563 amino acids. The transcript has 14 exons. Gene Ontology annotation, cellular component: voltage-gated calcium channel complex. Gene Ontology annotation, biological process: calcium ion transmembrane transport. Gene Ontology annotation, molecular function: protein binding; voltage-gated calcium channel activity. NCBI's taxonomy places the organism in Eukaryota, Metazoa, Chordata, Actinopteri, Cypriniformes, Cyprinidae. The record is from RefSeq and is a predicted model, not a curated record.